UUGUCAACAGUGUGAACUAGAUAUAUGACAGAAAGUACUAGAAACGGGAAGGAAAAGUAGCAGUAGAAAAUUUUCGAUAUUUUUGCGUUAUAAUUUUCGUUUUUACGUACUUUUUUGAUAUUAAAAAAAGCACGAUUAGUCAUUUCAGUGGCUGGGAGUUGAGACAAUUUUUCAAAAAAAAAACCUAAACAUGACGGAGGACAUGUUAGGUGCGGAUAUAUGUAGAGUGUGUCGAUCAGACGAUCCUGAUAGACCACUCUUUCAUCCUUGUAUUUGUACGGGUAGUAUAAAAUGGAUACAUCAGGAAUGUUUACUUCAAUGGAUGAGAUAUUCGCGAAAGGAAUAUUGCGAACUUUGUGGAUAUCGUUUUUCAUUUGCUCCAAUUUACAGUCCCGAUAUGCCACGACGUUUACCAUUACGAGACGUUAUUGGUGGUUUAUUUUCAAGUAUCGUCACCGCAGUUAAAUAUUGGUUACACUAUACUCUAGUUGCCAUUGCUUGGCUCGGUAUUGUUCCACUAACAGCAUGUCGUAUUUACAGAGUUUUAUUUAGUGGAUCACUUGAUUUAAUACGGAUUUUGUCAUUGCCAAUGGAUAUGAUAUCGACGGAAAAUAUCUCGUCGGACGUGUUUCAUGGUGGACUCGUGAUAAUAUGUAGUCUAGUCGCUUUUAUUGGUUUGGUAUGGUUGCGAGAGCAAAUUUUACAUGCAGGCGGUCCAGAUUGGUUAGAAAGAGAUAAUGUACAAUUGCCACCUGUUGAUAAUCCACCAGCGGUGGAGGGUCAACAACAACAGAAUGAUGAGGAACGUGUGAUUCAUCAGCCAGAGGUACCUGAGAAUAAUAAUAUACCACCUUUUGUCGAUGAACCCCCCGCCGAAGAAGAACCAGGCGACGAAGCAAUUCAUCCGUUGAUUAAUAAUCCAAUGUAUCCGGAGGAAGUGAAUCCAGUUGUUUUUCCCGAAGGAUUAGUGAGAGAGGAGGAAAUUGCCGCUCCUCGUCAAGAAGUAGACAGACCAAAUGGUAGAGUGAUGAGAAAUUUGGCUCAUUUGAGGGCUCAUUUUCAAGGACAAGCAGCUCCAUUACAGGGUCAAGCACAAAUUCAAGGCGAGGCAGAAGAAGCGAAUUGGAAUCCAAUGGAAUGGGAUCGACCAGCGGAGGAACUAACUUGGGAACGUCUUCUCGGUUUAGAUGGAUCUCUACUUUUUCUCGAGCAUGUCUUUUGGGUUAUUUCUCUAAAUACCCUUUUCAUCGUUGUAUUUGCAUUUUGUCCAUAUCAUAUUGGACAUUUUGCAAUAGCAAACAUGGGACUUCAGGAUCACGCAGCAGCCUCUCAUUUUGAGGGACUGGUGACAACGCUCAGUGGUUAUUGUGUAAUUGGCGUGUGUUUGGUGAUAUUACACACGUUGGCCGCACUUUUUGGAUUACGUACAUCGCAACGUAUUCUUGGACUUUGUUACGUUGUCGUAAAAGUCUCAUUACUAUCGGUGGUGGAAAUUGGUGUAUUACCAUUGGUUUGUGGAUGGUGGUUAGAUAUUUGUUCAUUGGCAAUGUUUGACGCCACACUUAAGGAUAGAGAAUCAUCAUUUCGUCAUGCACCAAGUACAUCUAUGUUUAUUCAUUGGCUCGUUGGAAUGGUCUAUAUUUACUAUUUUGCCUCCUUUAUUCUUUUAUUGCGCGAAGUAUUAAGACCCGGUGUUCUUUGGUUUUUGAGAAAUCUUAAUGAUCCUGAUUUUUCGCCAAUACAAGAGAUGGUACAUCUGCCAAUAUUACGACACGUGAGACGACUUGUUGCGUCGGCAGUGAUUUUUGGUACUGCAAUAUUAUUGAUGCUUUGGCUUCCGGUGAGAAUUCUUCGAUGGGCUUGGCCUGGAUUUUUACCUUACACGGUCACUGUUCAAAGUGAAGCUCAGGUGAGUGAAUUGUCGUUGGAAUUGUUAUUGCUGCAAGUGAUUUUGCCGGCUUUAUUGGAGCAAAGUCACACGAGGACUUGGUUGAAGGCAUUGGUGCGAGGAUGGUGUCAAGUGGUGGCUUGGAUUCUUGAUUUGCAAUCGUAUCUGUUGAGAGAUCAAGCGGAAGAUCCAGGACCGGCUAUUGCCGAGGAGCCGCAACAUCCAGAUUUGGGAGCUGCUCAUCAAGCAAUGAUUCAAAGAGAAGCACCGACUGAUUUCCAGCCUUACGUAAGACCACGUUGGUUCCAUGGAAGAUUGAUUGGAUUAUUGCUUUUCGUGUGCGUUUCUCUCGUUAUUGCGAGUUUAAUAGCCAUGACACUUCCCGUUUGGCUUGGACGUCGAGUAAUGGCUUUGUGGAUGGUUGGAGCACCUGCACCGUCGCCUCCAGUUUUACCACCGACAAUACCCACCAGCAAUGGAAGCGGUCCAAUUGUGACAUUAUGCGGAAGAGUUCACGAAGUUUACACAGUUGCUUGUGGAACGUACGUUUGUUGGGCGGCAUUCCGUGGAUUAGCAUUGGCAAUAUCUUGGCUUCCACGUGGUAGACGAGCAAUAAUUGAUCGUAUCAAACAUUGGGCAAUUCUUGGAGCUAAAGCGUCAGUAGCAUUUUUCCUAUUAAUUGGAGUGAUUCCAUUGUUAUUUGGUUUACUUCUAGAGCUUGUUGUUGUGGUUCCAUUGCGUGUACCAUUGGAGCAAAAUCCAAUUCUUUUUAUUUGGCAAGAUUGGGCACUUGGUGUUCUUUAUACAAAAAUAGCAACCGCAUUGACAAUGAUGGGUCCCGAAUGGCGUUUACGUCUUGCAAUUGAAAAAGCCUAUACUGAUGGAAUUCGAGAAAUGGAUUUAAAAUUCAUUGUCACUGAAUUAGCAGCACCGGUAAUAUGUUGUUUUGGUCUUGCUCUUGCAAUUCCUUAUGCCGUCGCUUAUGGAAUUGUUCCUUUAUUAGUGACAAAUAUUCAAACACAAAUUCUAAUAGCUCGACGUCUUUAUCCAUUUCUUUUAUUGGUCAAUGUUGUUUGCAUUGUCAUUCUAUUUCAAAUUCGUCAAUUCAAAAAGCUCUAUGAGCAUAUUAAAAAUGAUAAAUACCUCGUGGGUAAAAGGCUCGUUAAUUAUGAGCACAGAAAUAAGUCACAAUCGCAACAACAACAACAGCAACAACAGAGAUCAAAUUGAUUUUUGAUUCACGAUUUAGAUUUAGCUUCGUGUACAUUCUGAUGAAUCAGCUCGAUUAGUAACGAUAAAUUAAUAACUAAAAAAAAAAAAACGUUACUCGGAUUUUGUUUCUUUAUAGUUUAAUAUAUUUAUCUAAAAGGCGUUAACUUAAUGAAAAGUCUGUUGUUCUUGAGUUUAUCGCUUGUCAGUUGUAUAAUAAUCCACGAUGCUUUAUUUAUAGUCAAUUAUUAACUUAUUUUUUAUUAUCGGGUCAGCGACGAACGGAAAUGGUUUUAUUUUACAGAAUUUCUUUUAAAACAUUACAUUUCGUUUGAAAAUUUAAUAGAGAAAAUUUUUUAACGGAAAAAAAUUGUUUUUAAGAAAGAGCUGAUUGUGGUUUUUUUGUUUUCUUUUUUUAUAAAAAAAAAAAAAAAUUUUUACAUUAAUUUUGGAAUUUGGAUGUAUUUCAAAUUGAAAUAAUGUGAAAUUUAAUGGUUCAGUUAAUAUGGAAGUGUAUGUGUACAAAUAACUGGAUUGAAUAUUGAGAAGGAUUUAGAUUAAUAAUUAAUGUACUAAAGUAUAAUAAUAGUUAUUUGACUUUUCCAUAAAUUCUUUAAAAUUCGAUUGACUUUAGUUUUUGAAAUAAAUCAACUAAGUUCAAAUGAAUUUUAAAGAUAUUCCAUUAAUAAUAAUUAAUAUACCUGAUUAAAAUUAUAGGUCGUUAUCAUAUGAAGUGUAUUUUUUUUUUAUUUUCUAGAGAGAAAAAUUACCGCUCAUAUUUUUUUAACGAAAUAGUUGCUUCAAAUGAGAUCUUUUAAAUUUAUACAUCAAAUUGCAACUUAAAAAAAAGCACUAACUUUAAAUUUCAAUAAGUAUUUUUAAAAAAUAUCAUAAAGGUUUAUUUGAUAUUAAUUGGAAUUGAAAAGAUGAAUAAUGUUAAAAAUAAGAAAAAUUAUUUACGUUUCGAAAAUUUUUAUUCCACCGGUGAAAACUUUUACAAAAUUAAAAUUGCUUUUCGGUACAAUUUUAUUUUUCACAUACAAAUGUGAAUAAUUGAGUUUCCCUCCGUAUUUCUUUUUUUUUUGAGAUCAUUAAAGCCGAUUAAAAAAGAAACAUAUUUGUUUUCAUAUAAAAAUAUAAAAAGUAAAUAUUAUGCAUCUGACUUUGUAAGUACGCAGUUAGAAACAUUGAGCGAAAUAAAUAUAAUCACUUAACAAAAAUAAUAACAUUGUUCUGAGAGUAUGUGUACAUUUCAUAAUAUGUAAUAAUAAAAAUCAAUGGUUAUUAAUACGAAAACCUGUCAAAAUUUUGUGCACUGUUCAUAUUUAACGAAUUAUCAGAAAAUUAAUUUGUUCGUCGUUAAUUUAUAAUACUGAACCCGUUAAAACAAUACAAAAAUAAAACAGUGUAAGAAUUUUCUACGCUGCAGGGAACUUCCUGAAUAAAGAAUAUCUCUUUGUAAAAAUUCCCAUGACUUUUUUUAUUAGCAAUCAGAAAUUUUUUUUUUUGUUAAGAACAUAUUUUGUUGUGUUUUAAUUUUACAAAAUUUGAAUAGGUUUGCACAACUUAAAAAAGCUAUUUUAAAAUAGUUUAUAAAAUAAGUAAGAAAGAAAAGGAAAAUGUAAUUUAUGUAUAUAUUUAUAUACACAUAUAUAUAAGUAAAACUACUUGUAUAAACGCAUUAUUAUGGUGUAUACUUAGAAGAAAUAAAUAAAUAAUAAUAAAAAGAAAACUA
Molecule: messenger RNA, 4832 nt
Organism: Leptopilina boulardi
Lineage: Eukaryota; Metazoa; Arthropoda; Insecta; Hymenoptera; Figitidae
Gene: MARCH6
Product: E3 ubiquitin-protein ligase MARCHF6
Exons: 7
Coding region: 191-3118 (975 amino acids)
Cellular component (GO): endoplasmic reticulum membrane
Molecular function (GO): zinc ion binding
Source: RefSeq, a predicted model, not a curated record